Cordyceps militaris CM01 is the source of this 2400-nucleotide messenger RNA. RefSeq names its product SWI-SNF complex subunit Snf5, putative. Gene Ontology annotation, biological process: chromatin remodeling; regulation of transcription by RNA polymerase II. Gene Ontology annotation, cellular component: nucleus; nuclear chromosome; SWI/SNF complex. The transcript is spliced from 3 exons. Gene Ontology annotation, molecular function: transcription coregulator activity. The record is from RefSeq and is a predicted model, not a curated record. Bases 1 to 2400 code for a protein of 799 amino acids. Lineage: Eukaryota; Fungi; Ascomycota; Sordariomycetes; Hypocreales; Cordycipitaceae.
AUGCAAGGCGCCCCGGAGCCCUUUGCAAACCACGCCCAUUUACGACCACCCGGUGUCGCGCCCAUCGCCCACGAACCGCGCCUCGCCUUCCCGCUCCCUAAAUCUACAUUUCCAUCAAUCGCCAUCCUUUUCUUGCGCGUUUUUGUCGUCGUUGUGCCCCCCUCGCGCCGUCGCACUUGGUGCCUCGUCCGUUUCGCCCUGCCCUGCGUGCGCGCGCCGCCUUCCACGUCGGCCGCGGGCUCUGGCCACGCGACGCCCACCGCCGGCGCCGGCGCCAGCUCCGCCUCCGAUAGCCACAGCAAUCCCAAGGCCUCGGCCGAGAACUCGCCCGCGCCGCCUCUCGAACCCAUUGACCGCACAAAGGACUCCUUCACCAAGCUUAUGGUGGAGCGGUACACGUCCCGCGACGCCAUCGCCGCCGCCGCCCUCUCGGACCAACUCAACCACACGCGCAUAUCCACAAGCUACCAACGGCAAAAGAUCAACGAGUACCGCCAUAUCAGAACUGACUACCAGCCCGUAUUUACUCCCGGCCGAUUAUACGGCGAUGGCUACCGGGGCUAUGCCAAUGGCUUUACCGAGAAUCAUGCCCCAGCCCGCAUCGUCUACCCCAGUCAAAAGAUCCGCCCCGGUCGCCGGACGACGCCUGCCCUCAAAUACCCGCGCAAGGACAUGAUCAAGCAGGCAGAGCUCCACGAAGAGCUGGUCCCUGUCCGCAUCGAAGUCGAAUGGGACAAGUACAAGCUGCGCGAUACUUUUACCUGGAACCUCCACGACCGCCUCCUCCCCGUCGAGCUCUUCGCCGCCCAGCUUGUCGAAGACAUUGGCGUGAAACCGCCUGCCGCCCAGCCUGUCUUUGAGCAGAUUGUAAGCCAGAUGCGCGAACAGCUCACCGACUUUUAUCCCUUUGUCUUUUCCGAAGAAGACGCUCUCGAUCCCGAGCUGCCCUACUCGGCAUAUAAAAAUGACGAAAUGAGAAUACUAGUCAAACUCAACAUCACCAUCGGCCCGCACACCCUGGUCGACCAAUUCGAAUGGGAAAUCAACAACCCCUCCAACUCGCCCGAAGAGUUCGCCGCCAACAUGGCCCGCGACCUCUCUCUCUCAGGCGAGUUCACUACAGCCAUUGCACACUGCAUCCGCGAGCAGUCGCAACUAUUCACAAAGAGCCUGUACAGCGUCGGCCACUCCUUUGACGGCCGGCCGAUCGAAGACUCGGACCUUGUGUCGGCCUUCCUGCAGACGCCCGUGCCGGCCGUCUUCCGACCCCAGCAGCAGGCCAAGGAGUACGCCCCAUACAUGUACGAGAUGAGCGAUGCCGACCUCGACCGCAACGAGACCAUCUUCUCGCGCGAGCAGCGACGGCAGAAGCGCUCCAUCAACCGGCGCGGCGGGCCGCAGCUUCCCGACCUGCGCGAGCGGCAGCGCACGAUCCGCACCCUCAUGGUCUCGUCGGUGCUGCCGGGUGCCGCCGAAACCAUUGAGGAGACAGGCCUUUUCAAGCGCGCGGCGGGCAUCCGCAAGCGGCCGACGCGCGAGGGCGACAUUUCCGAGUCGGACGAGAGCGACGACUCGGCGCCCGACUCGCCCGCACCCUCGCAGUUUGCCGGCACCGCCCGCACGCGCGGCAUGCGCGGCGCCGCGUCGGCCGCCCAGCACCGCAUGUCCAACCUCGGGCGCUCCGAGACACCAGAUGCCCUACACCACGAGGCGAGCGCCGGCGGUGUCGGCGGGCGCUCCUCGCGCCGCUUCCGCGAGGAGACCGAGGACGUGCCGCGCCUCGUCGUCACGCUCAAGGUCAACAAGGAUAAGUUUCGGCGGCUGCUGCGCGGCGAGUAUCGCUUCUCCCAUACGACGCCUUCGCAGCCGCCGACGCCUUCGCAAGGUGGCGCCACGCCCAAGGUGCUCGCCAAGGCGAUGCCACCUACCUCGACGCCAUCGCGCGGCAUCAGCACCACGCCCGUGCCGAUUCCCCACGUGGUGGGCAAGUUUCCGCCUGGCCAGAUUGGUCGCCUGCCAGCGCCUCCUCCCGUACCAGGCCAACAGCACACUCCGCCCAACCCGCCCGAGUGGCUCGUCCAGGCCCUUCGGGGCCUCGAGAAGAAGUACCCCGACGGCGACCGGUUCGAGGCUAUAAUGAAGUACUCGUACCUCGACCCCAUCACGGAGCUGCCCGUCCAGAUACACCCCCUCCCCGACGGCGUCAAGUAUGCCUGGCUCCCGCGCAUCCGCUGCCUCGACUGCACCUCCAAGCUCUACACGCCCGGCCCGGACAUGACGGCGCAAAAAUUCGAGACGCACCUGCGCUUCUCCAGCCACCGCGAGGCGGUCCGCGCCCGCGUGGUCGCCGACGGCGGCGGCGGCGGUGGCGGCCGCAGCGGCUCGAGCGCGUCCUCGUAG